Molecule: messenger RNA, 2338 nt
Organism: Lates calcarifer (barramundi perch)
Lineage: Eukaryota; Metazoa; Chordata; Actinopteri; Centropomidae
Gene: c1ql2
Product: complement component 1, q subcomponent-like 2
Exons: 2
Coding region: 757-1518 (253 amino acids)
Molecular function (GO): protein binding
Source: RefSeq, a predicted model, not a curated record
AAUUAGUUAUCUGACUAGUCUGGCUUGGGGUGGACCAGUUUUCUGUUCUUAAUUUUUGUUACUUUACUUGGACACACCUUUUCAUGCAAGUUGCACGAUUGAACAGCUCCAUUUGAAUUAAUUUGUUCAGCCCCUCCUCUAAGAGACAUAUCCUGCAUUAAGAUGAUUUUUCUGUAAAUGAGGGAGUAAAAGAGGAAAUGUCUCACAGCCUGCUAGAAAUUCAAAGUGUAAGUGAAUGCGUCCUGAUCCUAUUCCCUUGUAGCUAUGAGAGAGAUUUAUAAUUCAUACAUAAAGAUGACAUGAUUAUUGUUGCAGUCUUAAUCCAAAUUGCAAUAGGUUUUGCUCUAAACUUGUUACGUCAGCGUCUCUCGACUCCCCUCUCUCUUGUUGCAGACAAAUCCGCUGGAAGCCUCUUUCUGCUCGGAGACCCGCCGCGUCCAGCAAUGCCAAAACUAAUAUUUCCCUUGUCAACUCAGUGAAGCCAAGUGACAGUGGCAUCGCGCUAAAACUGCAGGGUGAACUGGGCUUUAGGGUUACAACGUGUCUCUCUCUCUGUCCCUCUCUCUCCCCCCUCUCUUUCUCUUCUCUUAAUCCUUGAAUUGAGUGUCACCGGUUUGAUCUACUCUGUUUUUGUCGUGGCUUAUAGCGCUCCCACCACCUUCCACCAUUACGUCCCAAAGAAAGGCUGACUUUUUAGCGCUUGUUUCUCGGACUCUCCAGAGAAAGAGAAUCGUCGCCGCUGUGGUUGGCAUCGUCAUGGUUUUGGCUCUCAUCAUUGCGAUUCCCCUACUGGUCCAGACGUCCAAAAUUAAUGCGCACUACGAGAUGAUGGGCACCUGUCGGAUGAUCUGUGACCCGUACAAUCCCAAACCAAGUGCUACGGCUUUGGAGGUCAUGCAGGACUUGAGCGCUAUCCCUUCUCCGACUCUUGUCCAAGGGACUAAAGGCGAGCCGGGACGGCCAGGGAAACCCGGGCCGAGGGGGCCACCCGGGGAACCGGGGCCACCGGGUCCGCGAGGGCCGCCGGGGGAUAAAGGUGAUUCUGGAAAGACGGGUUAUCCAGGAGUAGUGGGCACAGCGCGGACCGAGACCGGCGGAGAGCUGGGAUCUGCCAUCGGUGGGGCAAAGAUAGCAUUUUAUGUGGGUUUGAAAAACCCUCACGAGGGAUAUGAAGUGUUAAGGUUCGACGACGUUGUCACGAACCUGGGAAACCACUACGACCCGACAACCGGGAAGUUCACAUGCCAAGUGUCUGGGAUUUACUACUUCACCUAUCAUGUGCUUAUGCGCGGAGGAGACGGGACAAGUAUGUGGGCAGACCUAUGCAAAAACGGACAGGUCCGAGCCAGCGCCAUUGCGCAGGACGCCGACCAGAAUUACGACUACGCUAGCAACAGUGUCGUCUUGCAUCUGGACUCCGGGGACGAGAUUUAUGUCAAAUUGGACGGCGGCAAGGCGCACGGCGGAAACAACAACAAAUACAGCACGUUUUCCGGUUUCCUUUUGUACCCGGACUAAUAUGGGAUAAUCACCACUCAAUCCCAGAAAUGUUCCGUUUAAUUCAAUCAGCAAAGGUGAUACAGACCGCCAAGAAGAAGAUGCCACCCUGCAACCAAGCACUCUCUCGUAGUCUGUCUUAAUAUCUAAUUUCUCUGAUUACAAUUUUUGCCGGCAGGGCUCACAUAAUUCCACUUAUUUGCACAAUAGUUUUAGCUGCCUUGCUGAUUGUCACUGGCAACAAGCAAAAAAGCAGUUCCUCAAAUGGUUUGUUCUGCUUUGGAUAUAAGUGAAAUUAUUAUAACAAAUUACAGAAAUUACAUAUUAAAAUAAUAACGUCAGAGUUAUUUCACCCCAUUGAGACUCUGUUACAGAUGAACUGCCUUUAUAAGAAUUCAUAGUCUAUAUUUUCAGUGCUGGUGUUGUUGCGUUUUAUGUGCAUUUUGUGGAGUUGAGGUUAUUCAUUGCCCUAUGUAGGGGUGUACUGAAACUGAACUGAAAAGACCUUGAAGACGACUCCUGUAUACAGAGGUCAUUGCUGUGUGAUGUGAUGCAAUUUUUGCUUGAAUGUGUGUCUCAGAAAUAUAUAUAUAUAUAUAUAUAUACACACACACACAUAUAUAUAUGUAUAUAUAUGUGUAUGUGUGUGUGUGUGUGUGUGUGUGUGUGUGUGUAGACACACUACUCAUAUCUUAUGUAUGCACUUACGUAUAUAUUUAGAAAUGGAAAUCAACAAAACCACAUAAGCUGUAGGCUACAAUUAUCUGUUUAUCCAGUGUUGCAAAAAUGUUUCUAUAUGUCUUUGUAUUCCAUUAUAAAUGUUGGUCAGUUAUUUCAAUAA